Molecule: messenger RNA, 1557 nt
Organism: Asparagus officinalis (garden asparagus)
Lineage: Eukaryota; Viridiplantae; Streptophyta; Magnoliopsida; Asparagales; Asparagaceae
Exons: 3
Coding region: 1-1557 (518 amino acids)
Source: RefSeq, a predicted model, not a curated record
AUGGGGGCACCUUUGCUAUCCCCGAGUAGCUCGCUUCUCUCGAAGCGUCAGCGGGAGGCGGUGGCCGAGAGUUCCAGAGCGGAGGCGGCCAAGAAGGCUCGCUGUGAUGGGACAGUCGGGACCAUCCAAGCGGCAGGGGGUCGGGAUGACGUUUCUCCGAUAAGGAUUCCUGGAGUGGCUCUGUCCGGGUCUGGAGUGGCUCCGUCUGGGUCUGGAGCCGUGCCGCCUGCCUCACCUGCCACAUCGGGGGCAGUUCAAGAGACUCCGAAGGACGCUCCUCUGCCGUCCGACGUGAGGUUACCGUCGGGAGUUCCAACGGCUUCUUUGCCCGCAUCACGAGGUGCGGUUGAGAAAGUGAUCUCUAUUCCUUCCGACGAAGAGGAAGAAGCUGGAGAUGAUGAGGGGCUUACGGGCUUAGCCGAUCAUGCCCGCGACAUCGCCGGCAAAGAGGGUCCUUCCUCUUGGGCGAAUCGCUCGUCUAGGGAGACGGGCGAAUCUAAGGAGGAUGACGACGACGCCUCCAUGCACGAGGCCCUGUCGAGUGAGGAAGAGGACUUGGCUCAUGAAGAUGCGACUGGUCAAAUAGGGGGAUCCCCUGCUCCUGCGGCGGUGUCUGCUGAGGAUCGUUUCUCAGUGCGAGAGUCACCGCUUCAAAGAGAGGUUUCUGCUCAGCAAGUGAUCACCUCCCUGUCGGGGGUCGCCGUUGAUGCCGUGAUUGCUGUUCCGAGGGCAUCAUUGGUCACACCGGCCCUGGCGACGCCAACUACUACUUCCACAGUUAUGGCCACCGGUGCUUCAACCGUGGUUCCAUCUAUGAUGGAAGAGGCUGCCCUCUCUCCCCUGGAGCGUGAGCGAAGAAAGAGUGCGGCACGAUCCGUGGCUGAAUUCCAUGACACUAUGGCUGCCUGCAUCAGGCUCGCGCUGGAAGAGAGUUGUCCUUUCGAGAGCUUCGAAGAAGAUAUCGACUACAUCAUAGGCUUCUUAAUCAAGAGGCUAAAGCAUUCUGGGGCGCAGCCUUAUUUUCAGCGUAAAGAGGCAGUGAAAGAAGCCAUCCAGCAGUUGCUUGCUCUUCGCGCGAAGAGUUCCACUCUUGUGGAUCUUGCCUCCGGCGAAGUCCGAGCGGUGGUGCAAGAGCGGGAUCGCCGUCUGAAUGAAACUAUGUCACUAGAGGCGAGAUUGUCGGAGGAAUUGGUGCAAGCCAAAGCUGAGAAUGAACGGAUGGUCCUUGAGCGACAGAAAGCUGACAACCGCGUUUCUCGCUUGUCUUCGGAGGUAGAGGCUCUGAAGCAGGUCAUAGCCAAGGCGCGGGCCUCAUUGGCUAUUCAAGAGAAGGCUCGUGAGCAGGCGGUCAAAGAGUUGGAGAACAUUGAAUCUCGCCAGCAGCUGACUGCCAAUUCAGUGGAGGAAAAGGAGCGAGCCCAUAAGGAAGCCAAAGAGACCGUUCAAGACUUGGCCUCGCGUACGGAUGAAGAUCUUCGCCGAGAGAUUCUAAGGAGGCUUGAACUUCGCCAUGCCGAAGAACUUCGUGAGGCGGAGCUGCGGUUAAAAUCUCUGUAA